Molecule: messenger RNA, 1452 nt
Organism: Letharia lupina
Lineage: Eukaryota; Fungi; Ascomycota; Lecanoromycetes; Lecanorales; Parmeliaceae
Exons: 5
Coding region: 1-1452 (483 amino acids)
Biological process (GO): sphingolipid biosynthetic process; fatty acid elongation; very long-chain fatty acid biosynthetic process
Cellular component (GO): endoplasmic reticulum membrane
Molecular function (GO): 3-hydroxyacyl-CoA dehydratase activity
Source: RefSeq, a predicted model, not a curated record
AUGUCUCAGUCAGCACAACAAGUCAUCGAUCUUACGGAAGACGGAAGCAGCCCAGUAGCAGCCCAAAUCGUUCCACCCACGUUCACACACUCAGAAGGCCAAAGAGGUGCUCAACGGCCACCACGCUUUGAUCGAGACAUCAUCAGCAUCGAUGACCAGGAAGACGAAGCGGUGGACUUGAGAGAAGAAAGCCCAGAAAUUCAGUUCCUUACGUCACGGCCGCGCUCUCGCUCGCUCAGCACCACAAGACAUCCAAGGCAUCAGUCUACCCUCAGACAGCGAAGGCAUACCCCAGCUGCAAGGUCACCCGUGCGUCGUCCGCAGGUCUCGUUACGCAUUACAGGUGCACCGGUAGAAGCUCAUGGCCACCAGAAUGCAGGCUGGUUAUUCCACCCAUUCGCGGCCCGAGUCAAUACAAACACGCCCCGUACACAUGAAGACGAAUUGGUAGAAUGGGAGAAUUUCCCGGGCGGCAACUUUGAGCUUCCUGCACACUUAGACUACUUUGCCCCAGCCUUCGAUCUUGAACAUCCUACACGCCGUCAACCACAAUCUCGAUUGCCAACUUACGACCCACCGGCCCCAGCGCAAGAAGGAUUCACCAGAACACCGAAUGAGGAUGACGUGCUCGUAUGCCCAAAUUGUGAUGAUGAAUUAGGUUUGGGCGACGACGAGGUGAAGAGACAGGUCUGGGUCGUCAAAGCCUGUGGUCAUGUCUACUGUGGCGAAUGUGCAAAGAAUAGGUCCACCAGCAAGAAAUCCCAGCUCUCAGCCACGUCGAAACGUAUCAAACCAUUCUCCAAUUGUCGAACAAUGGACACCCGUUCAACCCCCAAUCGUCAACUCCAAACGCGGUAUUUAGUCGGCUAUAACCUUGUCUGCGCUGUACUCUGGACAGCUGUGCUUGGUCGUGUCAUAUUUCUGGUACCCCUCGUAGGCUUUGGGAAUGUACAUGGUGGCGUAGGCGAAUUCACAAAAUGGACGCAGACCCUUGCGUUGCUUGAGGUUUUGCAUUCGGCCUUAGGCCUCGUCCGCUCCCCCCUCCUCACAACCAUAUUGCAAGUCUCCUCUCGCCUCCUCCUCAUCUGGGCCGUCGUCAACCGCUACCCCUCCCCCACGGCAUCCUCCCCCUUCUACAGCUUCAUGCUGCUCGCCUGGUCCGUCACAGAGGUCAUACGCUAUAGCUACUUUGUCUGGAACCUGCAGGGACACGGCGUACCCGGAUUCGUAACGUGGUCAAGAUAUAAUACUUUCUAUGUGUUGUAUCCAAUUGGGAUUUCUAGCGAGUGCAUACUCAUUUGGAAGGCAAGCAUGGUUGCGGAGAGGCCUUUGCAGUUGGCGUUUUGGGGGCUGUUAGGGGUCUACGUCCCAGGGAGUUAUAUCCUUUUCACGCAUAUGAUUGCACAGAGAAGGAAGGUCAUGAGAGGAAAAGCGGUUGACAGAAGGGAUUGA